This is a messenger RNA of Didymodactylos carnosus, 1299 nucleotides long. Lineage: Eukaryota; Metazoa; Rotifera; Eurotatoria; Philodinida; Philodinidae. The record is from the annotation of a GenBank genome assembly.
AUGUCACAUUACGCCUUCCUUAAAUUUCAUCCGAUCGAGUUAAAAAUUCUAUUAGAGGGUUUUCAGUAUUAUUCCUAUAACUCGACCAGGAAAGGUCUUAAAAAAUUUCGUAAAAAUUAUAUCUGCGGAAUGACUUUGAGGACAUCUGUGUCAUAUGCAUCAUAUGCUACACCAGUUAAACGGACGGCUAUGUCCGACGGAGCUGCCAAUGGUGGUAAUGGUGGAGCAGUCGGAGGUGGUACUGGUGGAGCACUCGGCGGUGGUGCUGGUGGAGCAGCUGGAGCUAGUGCUGGAGGAGCAGUAGGGGGUGCUCUCGGGAGUGCAGUUGGAGGUAUUUUGGGUGGAUCAGAGGGAAGUAAACUUCUAGGUGGUUUAGGUUCAGCUGCCCUGGGUGGUUUAGGAGGCGUUAUUGGUGGAGCAGUUGGAGGAGCUCUUGGCGGUGGUAUGGGUGGAGUUUUGGGUGGCGGUCUUGGUGGCGGUGUCAAACCAAAUCCCUGUUCAAGUCGUACUCUAUGUCUGAAUAAUGGUGUAUGUAAACCUAAUGGAGAGACAUACAUUUGCGUAUGUCCAAAAUCCUAUUCAGGAAUGAAUUGUCAAGAACAUAAUUCUGGCAGAGACACAGAAGAAUUGGACAAUAUUAUUAGUGGUUCACAGAUGCAUUAUGAUCGUACAGUAGAAAAAGUUUUAGAGCGAAACAAAGAUUGGACCGAAAUGCUCGUGGUUGCCGAUGUAACCAAGAAUAUGGAGGCAUGCGAUGCUUCUAUUUAUUUAUGGUUGAAAUUGAAUGCUUUAAGUAAUAAUCGAGCUUUAUAUUAUGUAUUCUUUAAUGACGGUAAUAAUAAACGAACUGCAGAGAAAAUAAUUGGAUCAACUGGUGGAAUUUAUGGUACAAAUUCUUCGGAUUUGAAUGUUAUUCUUGAGACAAUGAAAGCGGGAAUAAAAAAUGGAGAUGGCGGUGAUAUUCCAGAAAAUGAUAUUGAAGCAAUCAUGCGUGGAAUAAAAGAUUGUCCCAGAUGUAAAUCAGUUGUUCACAUAGCUGACAAUUCUGCUACACCAAGAGAUUUAAUACUGUUAGAUCAAGUUAAGUUACCCGUUAAAGUAAUUGUUUGUGGAGCCAAAACCAAAGAAGAUGUUAAUCCAGGAUUAAUUUACAUAGCCGAUAAAACACAUGGAUCAAUUCAUACAAUGAAAGAAGAUAUUUUAUCUGUAGCAGAUCAGUUUCGUGGGAAGACUGUCAAAAUUGGAAGUGACAUUUAUGUACUUGGUUCUAGAGGUUUCAAAAAAGUUGAAACAUUGUAA